Molecule: messenger RNA, 832 nt
Organism: Triticum aestivum (bread wheat)
Lineage: Eukaryota; Viridiplantae; Streptophyta; Magnoliopsida; Poales; Poaceae
Exons: 4
Coding region: 158-649 (163 amino acids)
Source: RefSeq, a predicted model, not a curated record
UCCUUCUGACUUUCUCAUUCCUUCUCGUGUAACAUGAUUAUUGUUUAAUAAAGGUUGCCGAAUUUCAAAAAAGAAGAAGAAAAAAACACCCCACCCCACCCCUUCUUUUGGCAUUGGGAAAGGCGAACAAGGAACCCUAGCCUGAGGCCUGCGAGCGAUGGCGGCGGUUGGAUGCGCGGCCAGGAGGCUCGGCGGCUCCCUGCUCCAGCAAACGCAGACGGCGGCCACCUCACCUGCGAUCGCGGAGGAGCGACGCCGGCUCGUGACACGGCUCAUGCACACCAACGAGCAUUCUGGUGAAGACGUUUUGCGCCAGAUCCAGCAGAAGAAAAAGGAGCUGUAUGAUAUGAUACUUAAGGCGGAGAAGAAUUUCAUGACUAGUAACUGGCGUAACAGAGGGCUACUCCGGCAUCUUUCUGUACAAAUCGAUCCAAUGCCACAUGACUUGCAAUGGCACCGGUUAAGGUUAUCCAAAAGGGCUACCAAUGUGGUGAAGAUAGUUGGGGUUAUUACAUUAACAUCUAUGGUUGCUACUGGUUCGUUUAGUUACCAAGAUUUCAAAGAUUAUCUCGCAGACAGAAAGAAGCUACCCAAGGCUGUUAAGAAGAAAAAUCAGCGCUCACAGGAAGAAGCUAGUCCGGCCUGUUAAGAAGAAAGAUCAGUGAAGACAACAUCUUGUUUGACGGAGAAUCAAAGAUGAUGUCUGGAUAUCAACUUGUUUUCAGUUUAUGACCUGUAUCAGCUUGUUUUCAGUUUAUGAUGACCUGUUAGCUAGCACUAUAUGCUACUCAUGCAUCUUUGUGAUCUUGUAUGACAUGGUAUGUUAUUAGAG